UUUGUGAGCCCCGGUCCCCCGACAACACCGAGACCAUGGCCCCGCCUCAGGGCUCCCGGGCCCCGCUGGAAUUCGGGGGACCCCUGGGCGCCGCGGCGCUGCUGUUGCUGCUGCCUGGCACCAUGUUCCACCUGCUGCUGGUGGCCGGCUCCGGCCCGGCGCGCCUCCUGGGCCCACCCCCCUACCUGCCCGGGCUGGAGACGCUGUGGAGCCCGCGGGCGCUUCUGCUGGUGCUCGCCUGGCUCGGUCUGCAGGCAGCGCUCUACCUGCUGCCCGCGCGCAAGGUGGCCGAGGGGCUGGAAUUGAAGGACAAGAGUCGCCUGCGUUACCCCAUUAAUGGCUUCCAGGCGCUGGUGCUGACAGCCCUGUUGGUGGGGCUGGGGGCUGCUGCCGGCCUGCCCCUGGGGGCGCUCCCGGAACUGCUCCUGCCCCUGGCAUUCGCGGCCACCCUCACCGCCUUCGUCUUAAGUCUGCUUCUCUACCUGAAGGCUCAGUUAGCCCCCGCUUCCGCCCUGGCCCCUGGGGGGAGUUCAGGCAAUCCCAUAUAUGACUUUUUCCUGGGACGAGAACUCAACCCUCGCAUCGGUUCCUUUGACUUCAAGUAUUUCUGUGAGCUGCGGCCUGGCCUCAUGGGCUGGGUCCUGCUCAACCUGGCCCUGCUGCUGCAGGAGGCGGAGCUGCGGGGCAGCCCCUCGCUGGCCAUGUGGCUGGUCAAUGGCUUCCAGCUGCUGUAUGUGGCAGACGCCCUGUGGUACGAGGAGGCCGUCCUCACCACCAUGGACAUCACGCACGACGGCUUUGGCUUCAUGUUGGCUUUUGGGGACCUGGCCUGGGUUCCCUUCACCUACAGCCUGCAGGCGCAGUUCCUGCUGCAUCACCCGCAGCCCCUGGGGCUGCCCGCAGCCGGAGCCAUCUGCCUCCUCAAUGCCCUUGGCUACUACAUCUUCCGGGGAGCUAACUCUCAGAAGAACACUUUCCGGAAGAACCCCUCUGACCCCAGCGUGGCGGGCCUGGAGACCAUCCCCACAGCCACGGGGCGGAGGCUGCUCGUGUCCGGCUGGUGGGGGGUGGUCCGCCAUCCCAACUACCUUGGGGAUCUCAUCAUGGCGCUGGCCUGGUCGCUGCCCUGCGGACUGUCCCACCUGCUGCCUUACUUCUAUAUCCUCUACUUCACGGCGCUGCUGGUGCACCGGGAGGCCCGGGACGAGCGGCAGUGCCGGCAGAAGUACGGUCGGGCCUGGCAGGAGUACUGCCGCCGCGUGCCCCACCGCAUCCUGCCCUAUGUCUACUGAGGCCACCUCGCCCGCCACCCUCCUCUUCAGGACCAGGAGCCCGGAGCUCAUCCACCAGCCUCAGGGAAGACCAGAGAAAUCAGGGCCUCCUUUGGAUAAACACCUGGAACUUUC
Messenger RNA from Ochotona princeps (American pika), 1406 nucleotides. It is a transcript of the gene TM7SF2, whose product is annotated as transmembrane 7 superfamily member 2. NCBI's taxonomy places the organism in Eukaryota, Metazoa, Chordata, Mammalia, Lagomorpha, Ochotonidae. The record is from RefSeq and is a predicted model, not a curated record. Gene Ontology annotation, molecular function: oxidoreductase activity, acting on the CH-CH group of donors, NAD or NADP as acceptor. Gene Ontology annotation, cellular component: endoplasmic reticulum membrane; nuclear inner membrane. Gene Ontology annotation, biological process: sterol biosynthetic process. The coding region runs from base 36 to 1292 and encodes 418 amino acids. The transcript is spliced from 10 exons.